Molecule: messenger RNA, 1446 nt
Organism: Charadrius vociferus (killdeer)
Lineage: Eukaryota; Metazoa; Chordata; Aves; Charadriiformes; Charadriidae
Product: protein eva-1 homolog C-like
Exons: 8
Coding region: 1-1446 (481 amino acids)
Molecular function (GO): carbohydrate binding
Source: RefSeq, a predicted model, not a curated record
AUGUGCUGCCCAGAUGUGUCUCCCACCUCCACCUUCCUCGUAGGACUCGUGUGCUUGACAGCUUUCAGCAACUUUGCUAAGACUUCUGCAGACUUCUCAGGUUACAUAUCACAAGUACUAAAGAAUUACACUGACCAUGCCUGCGAUGGAGAAUAUGUCUCCCUGAGAUGUCCUCACAGAACCACCAUCAGCAUCCAGUCUUCUUUUUAUGGCCGUAUUGUACCAAGCCAUCAGAUGUGUCCUUCUCGCUAUCCCCACUCCUAUGCAACUUUAAUUAAAGAAGAUGUUGCCUGUUCAGUUGGCACUUCCCUUCAGAAGAUGCUGGACGAGUGCCAGGACAAGCGGAGCUGCCAGUUUCUCGUCAAUAGCCGGCUCUUCGGUGCAGAUCCGUGCCCUGGAACCGGCAAAUACCUCAUCGUGUGGUACAAGUGCAGGCCAAAUGAGUACAAGAGUAAAGUAGCCUGUGAAGAUGACAAGCUGAGGCUAAGCUGUAAGAAGAGCAUGGUGAUAGCCAUUUACUCUGCUAUCUUUGGAAGGACACAAGGAGGCAGCCUGGAGUGCCCAUACCAAACCCUAGGGAUGCCCAUGAUUGAAUGUCAGUCGGCUUCUGCACUCCAACUCAUGAUCAAGCGCUGUCACGGGAAAAGAAGCUGCAGCAUAUAUGCCAGCACCUAUGAAUUUGGAGAUCCUUGCUACCCAGGCAUCCGAAAGCACCUUAAUGUCAUCUACACCUGUGUUCCCAAGAAGCUUCUGCAUGAAACCCAGCCAAGACCAACCAAUUACCAAGGAUUUCAGAAGCCACAUUUUCCACUGAGGCCAAGAGUGUUUGAUCCCAAUGUUAUAGAGGACGGCGUGUUCCUUUCUGAUGUCUCUCCUUCCAACAUAGGGCGUGCUCUCCCAGCAGAGAAGAAGAAAGGGAGAUCGGCCAGCUUCUACCCUCUAGACAACACCCCCUUCCUGCUUCCCGUGGAUGAGACACAACCGCUGGCGCCCGACAGCAGCAUGGAGCCCGUGGGCGUUAGCACAGAGAUGGCACUGCUCAGCAACAUCCUAGCAGCGUAUGCCUUUGUCACAGAAAACCCCGAGCGGGCUGCUCUGUAUUUCGUCUCUGGAGUGUGCAUUGGACUUGUCUUGACCCUGCUUGCUCUGGUGCUAAGGGUGUCCUGCCGAACUGACUGCAAACGCUCCUCCGUCAAAAAACCCCCUCGGGAGCGGGAGAGCGACAGCGACAGCAGUGACAGCGACGACGAUUCGGACACCACUUCGGACCUGUCGGCCCGCAGGCACCGCAGGUUCGAGAGGACUUUGAACAUGAACGUCUUCACUUCGGCGGAGGAGCUAGAGCGAGCUCAGCGGCUGGAGGAGCGGGAACGCAUCAUCCGGGAGAUCUGGAUGAACGGCCAGCCGGACAUCCCAGGGACCAGGAGCCUCAACCGUUACUACUAA